CCUCUCUUUCCCCCGUCUCUAAGAUGGAGCAAGCAAGAAACUAACAAAGAAACAAGCCAGCUUCGGCCUUGGUGGGAGCCACGAUCAUGCCUUUUUAAUGGCCCGAAUGCCGGCCGGUUGCAGCGGAGAUUUUUACAGCUUUGCAGGGGAGAAGGUAGCUGUAUCCAAGGGGUACCAUGAAGUUUUCGGGACCCCUGGAGAAUCAGAGGUUGUCCAUCCUCCUAGAGAUGGCAAUCUCUAGGGAAGCUCAGAUGUGGAAAGUGUACGUGCCCAGAAUUCAGCCCAAUCAGGAUGCAGGCAUUUCUCCAACCCAGCGGGACGAAGUGAUUCGGUGGCUGGCCAAACUCCGAUGCCAGUUCCACCUUUAUCCGGAAACGCUUUCUCUGGCCGUCAGCCUGUUGGACAGGUUUUUAGCUGCUGUGAAGGCGCGCCCAAAGUACCUGAACUGUAUUGCCAUCAGCUGCUUCUUCCUCGCCACGAAGACCAUUGAGGAAGAUGAGAAGAUUCCAGUGCUGAAGAUCUUAGCCAGGGAUAGUUUUUGUGGCUGUUCUCCGGCAGAGAUUCGCAGAAUGGAGAAGAUUAUACUGGAUAAAUUGAACUGGGAUCUUCACACAGCCACUCCGUUGGAUUUCCUUCACAUUUUCCAUGCAGUCGCCUUGUCCACCAGGCCUCAACUGCUGACCAGCUUGCCCAAGAUGAAUCCGUCCCAGCACGUUGCUUUGCUGACCAAGCACUUACUGCAUUGCCUAGCCUGCUACCAACUCCUCCAGUUCAAGGGCUCCAUGUUGGCCCUGGCCAUCGUGAGCCUGGAAGUGGAGAAGCUGAUUCCUGAUUGGCUGGCUCUCAUCAUCGAACUGCUCCACAAGGCACAGAUGGAUAGCUCCCAGCUGAUCCACUGCCGGGAGCUGGUGUCCAAGCACCUUUCCACUCUGCAGCCUCCACUCCUGCCCAACUCGGUUUACCUCUACAGUCCCCUCAAGCACAACCUGGUGACUUGCCCCACGGGGGCCUUCCGAUUCCACGCCCCCGUGGUGCCAGUCCCCGAUUGGCAGGACAACAGCAAGCCCGAAAUGCCCGCCAAAGGAUCCGCCACGCUCUGCCACCGCCGCCGGCUCCCUCCCGGCAGGUGCAAGCCCGCGACGGCCAAGCGCAAGGUGGAAGAGAUGGAGGUGGACGAGUUCUACGACGGGAUCAAGCGGUUGUACAACGAAGAGAGUCCUCCAGACGGCGGGGAAGGCAAGGCCACCCCCGGGUGUGGCAUCGACGUCUCGUGGCAAGGAGGCAGCGUUUCUCCCUGCCCUCCAUUGCAGCCCGUUUCUGUCAUGUAGCCUAAUGUUCCUCAGGCUCAGCAACUUGACG
Molecule: messenger RNA, 1359 nt
Organism: Protobothrops mucrosquamatus (brown spotted pit viper)
Lineage: Eukaryota; Metazoa; Chordata; Lepidosauria; Squamata; Viperidae
Gene: CCNI
Product: cyclin I
Exons: 7
Coding region: 177-1328 (383 amino acids)
Biological process (GO): regulation of cyclin-dependent protein serine/threonine kinase activity; mitotic cell cycle phase transition
Cellular component (GO): cytoplasm; cyclin-dependent protein kinase holoenzyme complex; nucleus
Molecular function (GO): cyclin-dependent protein serine/threonine kinase regulator activity
Source: RefSeq, a predicted model, not a curated record